AACUAUCCGUUUGCGGCCUUUUAGUUUUCCAAGUCAUAAUUGUUUGUAAUGAUCCGCAAGUUCAUGUGUUGGAAAGGAAACGAAUAAAAACUAAUGAUUAAUAUGCGUGUGUAUGUAAGGCGAAGGGUUUAUGCAUUCCACUCGGAUCAACAUUAAUAUUGCACAAGGGGAAGCCAGGGUCAACACGUCCGGGGGCGAGCAGAUGACAGACAACCAAAACAAUCCAUCCCAGGGUGAACAGCAGCAGUCACGAUUUUCCGUAUUGUUAAGAUUGACUGGCGUCCAGUAAAUCUGGUGUGGUGAUGCAGUUACAGUUUUUUUGUAUGUGACUAUCUUCCUUACGAUGGCAUAACACCAGGAACCAGCUGUUGGAUGAGGCUGCGAAACGUCAGAUGAAAAUUUAGUGUGGCCAGGACAACCACAUCAUCACAAUAUGGCACACUUCAUGGGAAGUGUUUCUGGUGAAGGGGGAGGGGAAGUCCAGCUCAUGGAUGCUAUUGUCCAAUGUUUGUUUGCUGAUGAUCUCAACCAAUAUCGAGGUGCUCAGCCUGGAAGAAAAUGUUUAGAUGGUAUUUACAGCGAGUCCCCAGAUUAUGGCUGUGUCCAGUCCUUAGUGAAGCUUAGCCUAGAUGAUGCCUUGCGACAUCAUAGGCAUUCUGAGGCAAAAGAGUGGUCCAGUGAUGGCCGUUUACCCAGUGAUUCCAAGAGAGUGCAGUUUGAUAGUAAAAACUCAGUGGGAUCAUUUUCAUUCAGUGAUGAUCGGUUGGGUCUCAGUUCUCAGGAUAAUUUUUCAACCAUACGUGCCAAUACGUGUGUCUAUAAAGGGAGAUGGCAGUAUGAACUAAUGUUAGGAACUAAGGGAGUAAUGCAGGUUGGUUGGGCUACAAUGAAUUGUCAUUUUUCAAAGGAAAAAGGUGUAGGGGACACUCCUGAUUCCUAUGCAUAUGAUGGUAACCGUCAACGCAAGUGGAAUGUUGCGACUUACAAAUAUGGAGCCAUGUGGCAGUGUGGUGAUAUAAUAUCUAGUACACUUGACCUGGAUAGGGGAAUUGUCAAAUUUUACAGGAAUGGAAAACCACUCGGCACUGCCUUUGAGAAUGUUAAAACAGGCCCUGGUUUAGCAUACUUCCCUGCAGUUUCUUUGGCUUUGGGAGAAAACCUUACAGUCAAUUUUGGAGCUACACCCUUACGCUACCCUCAAGCAGGGUACUUUCCUCUCGAAUCACCGCCCACUACAGAAAAAGUAAAAGCACAGAAAUGUAUUGCGUGGCUCAAGAAACUUGUUCACAUGUAUCCUGAUGAACAACAGUCUGGAGAACUACGUCAACUGGAAGAGUUGUGUGGAAGUACCCAUGGUGAUACUUGCUUAUUUAUUGUUGCACAACACAUUGCCACUCAUUUAGGUCCACUGUUAACAAUGCCAUAUAUAGUAGAAGCAUGUCUUGUUCCUGCUCUAGCAGAAAUAGCAGAGGUCAUACCUUUAUCAACAUCAGAGGUCAUACCUUUAUCAACAUCUAGUUAUCAGCAUGGAAUGCAUCAAGAAAUGAGAAAGUCUUCAUCUGAUGGCCUUAAUUUAAAAAAGGCACACAUACUUUUUGAUUUUCUCGUGGCUUCUUUGGAAGAUCAUGAACUCUUGAAGUGCCUAGAAAAUUUAAUAAUCUGCCUGUUGACGGGCCACAAGGAGCCAGCAGAGGAUAUUCACUUCCGAGGCCAGAAAUAUAACCUUCGUCUUCUGUAUGUUCUUCUCUCCCAUGAUCGCCUUAGGAAAUACUGCCUAAAUAAAAUACUUUUUGAUAAAGUCAGAUUCCCCAGUUUUGUUAAUGUGAAAAUAGUGGAUGAUGAAGGUCUUAACAAGGUCGUGCCUACUGUUUGGUGGAGUUCAAAAGAUGGAACUCUUACAGAAGGUGACAAGCAAGCAUAUGAUAGAGCUUGUAAUGUUGUACGCUCAGCAGUUGAAGAGGUUGAAAAAAUUCAAAUAGACAUUCUGCGGUUGUUAUUGAAUGCCAAGGAUACUCCCAUGUACCAGGAUAGCAGCAGGGCCCUCUUCUUAGCAAAAUUCAGAACUUUCCUUAAGGAACAUGCUCCAGGAUCAAGGGUGCCUCCUGCAGGAUUUACUCCUCACCCAGUUAUUCUCUGCCUUUUCCAUCGUCUCUUAAGCAUAUUCCACGAGUUGUGGGUUUUAGAAAAUGGUAAGGCUGAUGUCGUCAUCCCACCCAGAUUGUUUUAUGAUGGCUCUCUCAAUUAUUUUGAUACUCAUCGUUUAGGGGGUUUGGAAUCCCAUUUGCAAAAAACACUUAAUAAAGAGAUAUUAAAAUGUUUACCACGCUCAGACAUCGACACUUCUAAGGUGCUAAGCAAGAUUGAUAAUGCAACAGCUGGGACAAGCUCAAUGGAGAUGUGCCACAGUGAACCUUCUACAUCAGGAGCCGUCCUUGGAGAACACCUUGUUUCUCAUAAACCAACAGUAUCAGAUGUUCGACAUUUAACAGUGACAUCAGGUGACAUUGAAGAUAAACCUGGUGUCCAGGAGCAAGCCUUGUUAAUUCACAACUCUCUUCUUCAUUUAUUGGAUGGCAUUAUAUUAUUGUAUCACAUUGGAGCGCAUAAGCAGCUUGGGAAAGUGGCGGCCCAGAGGGACUCAAUGAAUGAAAAUGUUGCCCAUGUCCUUGAAAUUGAUAAGAAAGUUAAAUAUUGUGGAGAGGAGAAUCUACAUCAAUGUCUCUUGGAGGAGUUACAGGGAUCACGAAUGGUUUUUAUAGAUAAAUUGAAAGAACAAGCAAGACAACAGGCAUGGGUAGUUGCUGCUGUUCACUCCCGUACAAAGCAUAUGCAUUUAAUAUCACUGAUGAAAGUUAUUCUAACUACACUGAAGGAUGCUUCAAAGGAAAGAGAACUUUUUGGCUUUGUGCCUGAUUUUUAUGUGGAAAGCUUAACGGAAAUGUGUAGUGCUCUACGGUCGUAUUUCACUGAGCCACCUGAAAAUGUUCCUGAGUGUCAUAGUCUCUUGAUAGAGGUGGGAGAAUUCCUUGCCUUGCAUUUCUGUGAUCAACGAAUUGUUUACGCGGACAGUAAAGACUCGCUCAUUCAAGCCUUAGCUGGUUUUGUUUGUAACAAAACAACCCUCACUGCCUUAGAAAAUAUGCCGAGAGAGAGUCGAAUACAGAUGGUGCGUAAUCUUCUUCAACCUUAUGAAAAUCGUGCUUGGGCACAAAACAAUUGGAUCCUGGUACGAUUUUGGAAAGGAAAUGGUUUUGGGUUCAGAUAUACCAAAAGUCCACACAUGACGAAUAAGUUUGGACCUAAGCCAGCUCAUUCAGACAACCCAAAUUUUACUCAAGUAACAGCUCCUUGUCCAUCACCAACUUUCCAGCAGCAUGUUGUUGAAGUGCUGAAAGGAUCUUCAGAAGUUGCAACUGCAUUUCUUAAUUCCUUACUAAUUCAGCUGAACUGGGCCUUCUCAGAGUUCAUUGGAAUGCUGCAAGAGAUCCAGAAUGCCUCAAACCGUCCAGAGCGUGUGUUUAUUGAUUCAAGACAACUUAGAAUUUGUGCUACCUGUUUUGAUUUAGCCUUAGCACUCCUGCGUGUUUUAGAGAUGAUCGUGAAUAUUGCUCCAGAAUUGUUUACUGACUUAAGUAGACCAAAUGCAGAAUCACUAUUAAGCAGAUUGUGUCAGUUAUUGUGCCAAGUUCUUUAUCGUGUCAGUGGAUAUUCUGGAUGCUUUGGAUAUGUUGUAAGUUUGGAAAUUCCAGGUUUGGAAACCAUUCAUCAUUAUCCAAUUCUCACUGCAGUUACUGGAAUUCUUAUAACACUUGUGAAAACUGGCUAUGAUCCAGCAAGUCCAAAUUCACAAGUGGUAAGUAAAGUCUUACUCAGUGAGCCAAACUUUCAGUUGAAUUCUGUGUAUCACCUUCUGGGUGGUCAAGAUGCAGUGGUUGCUUCUGAUUCAUCACUGGGUGGAGCUGUAGAUGUAAAUAGCCUACUUCCUCUUACACAAGGACUGAGCACUUCAAGUUCUCCUAACAGUGGAAAUGCCAUCAAGUUCUCUCUAAGGAAUUAUCCAGAGGAUGUAUCCAGAGAAGAAAUAGAGCAAGUUGAAGCGUUUAUCAGGCACUUGGAAGCUUGUGUAGAAAGUAGAGGUGAACAGACCCCUGGUGGAGAUGAUGAUUCAUUAUGUACAAUCUGCUAUGCCUAUCCUGCCUUAGCCAAGUUUGACCCUUGCCAUCAUUUAUCUUGCAGGGGCUGCGUUACCCAACAUUUAAUGAACCGUACGGACUGCUUUUUUUGUAAGGCAACGAUAAACAAAGUAAUUGAUAUGUCCAGUAAUACAUUCAUAUAUGAAGGAUCAUCAGUGGAUAAAUCUUCAGAUCAGAAGCCGAAGUAACCUGGUUGGUGGAUCUUGUGUAAAUCCUAAUAAUGAUAAUCACUCAUUAAGAAAGUGUUUGGCUUUCAAAAUGCUUUUUAUAAAUUUAAGGAAGCACAAGUUAUAGAUCUUCUGUUAUUUUAUAAAAGAUACAGCACAAGAAACUCAACAUCAAGAAUGUGUCAUGUUUGAUUUUGAAUGUGUCCAUAUGAGAAAUGAAGCUGUUACUUUACAAAAACCUUUAUUCCUUGUCUAGACAGGGGACUGAGCUCUGAAUCCCAGUUAUAAAUGAACAAGUAGUAAAUAGAUGGCAUGCCUCAUGGGCAGGCCUUUCAUCUAGCCUCAUGAAGCUCAUUACUUAUGUUCCUGAUUUGAUUGUUUAUAAAUAUUACUGCAUAGAUCUUUUGACUAAGUUUUGCUUUUUUGUCAUGUUUAAAGUGCAUUUUUUGUAAUAUAUUUCUCUAUAUUAGUAACAAUUUACUAGUACAUACUAAAUUCUGUGUUGAAUAUACACAGUGGUUUAGUAAUAUUUUCAGAAGUAUAUAAUUUAUGGGAAAAUUAUUUAUUAAUCAUUUUAGCUUCUCAGUAGCAGAUACCAGCUGGUUAGGAGUCACCAGGGGGGGAUUUUAGCUAAAAAGCUCAGGAUUCAGAUGUCUUCUAGACAGCUAUUUCACUAUUGUAAAGUACUAAGUUUACUUUUCUUAUCAACAGUUUUUCAACUAAUUUAUUUUAAAAUAUACAGACCAGUCAUUUUAUUUGAAUACCAUCCUGACAGGGGAAUGACUGAUUCAGUAUCUUAGAUUGUACAUGCAGAGCAGAGGAUUAGCAAGCAACAGCAUAUGUAAAAGGAGUUUCUCCUUUAUAGAGACGUCUUUUUUGCCAUCUAACUUCUGCUUCAUUUAAUUUUAAUUGGUUUCAGAACUUAGCCUCCCUGCACUGUCAGCCAGUAAAGGGUUAAGUAAAGUCAUUUAUGUGUAAUUAUUGACAGAAGCUGAUUUUACAAUUGACAUUUUCAUGUUUUGUACUAAAAAAAAAAAUAAAGGAAAGUAAGUGGAGUAACAUGAAAUAUUUUUCUUGUUAGUCACAUAUCGAAUUUACAUAAGGUAUUGUAGUGUACAUUACACAGUGUCAUGCACAUAUUUUAUUGUAUUUAAGGUAGCAAAAGUGUAGUGUCACCAAUUUUUCGUAGACAGGAGUGCCUAAGUCCAACAGAUGUGCUGUCUUGUAACUCUACAUAUGAAUAAGUGAUCAUAAACAAUAGAAUAGUGGAAUGUUGCAAACAAUGACUUUGACAUUCUCGGAAUAAUUUUUUUGGAGAAACAAAUCCACAGUUAUGGAUAUAUACAUAUACUUACAGAUUUGUCUUUAAAUAUAUGUACGUACAUAUCCAUAACUGUGAUUUGUUUAUCCAUUUCAAGACUCAUGCUACUAUGAGUAUUUUUUAAAUAAUUUUAUUAUUAAAAGGGUAAAACCAGUUCUUUCAAGCACACUUGAAUAUUAUUGCAACAUUAAGAAACCCCAGAUAAAAUGGGAGACCUCAAUAGCCUCUGGAUUGUUUAAGGUGAAGUGCGAAUGAGAUACUGUCGUAUUUUGCUUUGUUAUAGAUUCCAGAAGUGGUGUGAUUUAAGUUUAAUGCCAUGAUUACACUUUAAAUACAAUAAUCUGUGAUGAAGGUGCUGCAUCAUGCAUUAAUAAUUACUAUGGACAAAAUUAAAUGGAAAAAUUUGUGAUGUUCAUUUUUUGUGUAAUGCAAUGUUUUAUGGUUGUAUAUUUAAUUUUAUGGAAUGAUUUACUGCUAUGUAAUUCUAUUUUAUAUAUAUCACAAAGUUUUUAUCCUGUAUGGUUUUUCAAAGUAUAUUUUGAAGGAUCUCUAUUCAUAACAGAUAUUGUUCAUAUACGGAACAAACCUCCGGUCUUAACAUUAGGAUUCAUUAGCGCCAAGCUGGAAACCGGUAGAAUUAAAAUUACACUUGUGAGAUCCAGGGACUAUUGGCAUCUAUACCAGGUCACGGGGCAUGUAUACCCAGAAUGCCCUCGGCGUCCUGUGACCCAUCAGUUAUUUUCCUACCGCCUUUAAGAUAAGACGUGUUUACUGUCUAUCUGAUUUAAAGCCAGUUUUCAGUUUGCCCGUUUUUUAUCCAUUUCAUUUUUAAUUUUCUUAUUACUUUUUCUUUCUCCGAGUGUGCUCAGUGUGAGUGUGAUCGGUAAGAGUGUAUAAGUGGUAUGAUGGAGAUUUUCGCCUCAACAUCGGGAUCGUCUGCUGUUUCGAAGAGGAGACAAAGGAAAUGCCCAGGAGUCAGUGGCUUUCCAUGUUCUAGAUUUCUAACUUUGGUGUCGACGGAUCCUCAUCCAACGUGUAGUAGGUGUAGGGAAAACGUAUGUACAAUUACUAAUCCAUGUUCUGUUUGUCGGGGUUGGUCGGUGGAACAGUGGAAAAAGUUCUAUGAGAAAGGCCAAUACAAAAGGAAGGUGGUGAUGCCAUCUUUGGAUGACCAAACCUUACCGGCUUCUUUUGUAUCGGCAAUAAACCAGGCUGCUCCAUAUGUUUCUCCACCUGCUUUUGAUUUGUCCCAUACCCCUUCGGUUUCUCUUAGCGAUUCAUUAUCGGAAACGUCAGGAGGGGUCUUGGGUAAUUUUAUGCAUAAUAUGCACGCUCCUUUGUUCCCAGCAGGUAGAGGGGAAGCAUCGCCAUCUUUGUUCCAGACGCCGGCUCCCGAAGUGCAUAGGUUGGACGGUACGUGGUCAGCGCUAGGCCUACCAGGCGUACCAACCUUGGAUGGUUUGCUUGCGCAUUAUAUGGCGUCACGCUUCCAGCAGGGUCUGGCAGUGCUGAAUGUUCCUCAUCCCCCUGGCUUGCACUUUAUGGGAAAUAAUGCUGCGGCUACGCCAUCAAAUUCGAUGUUUACAGCGAUGCAGGGUUGCCAGCAGAAGGCACACAGUCUCUCCCUACGAGAUUGGUGACGCCACAACAUACGUCACACACCGAUAUGGCAGACGCGAUGACGUCACAGACUGCUUCUUGGCCUAUUUUGCUGCACCCAGACUCAAAUACGCCUUCUGACUCGGCAAUACAAACUGUAAUGCAGAAAUUACAGGAUAUAGAGAAGAGAAUGGAUAAGAGAGACAAAAAGAAAAGGUGUGAUUCGCCUUCUUCAUCUUCUUCCUCUAGUUCGGUGUCAUCGCUAAGUCCGAUGACGUCACGGCGAGCGCCAGUCAAGCGUUGGAGAUUUCCGGAUUUUGCGACUGAUCCUCGGACUAAGAGGAGAAGAGUGAAUUCUUCUUUAUCUUCAGACCAGGACUGUCGUAUCCCAGUCAGCAGGAAGGUCGGGAAGUCAGUGGCUGGUAAGCACAAAGCUAGCAGACAAAGCCGUUUGCAAGAGUCCAAACAAGCGAGAGAGGCGACGGUCGACGGACUAGCGGCCGACGCGGAGUUGCCAGUUCGGAUCACAAAGACUACGAUACCGCGGGUAAAAUCGAUGUUGGUGGCGAAGGGUGCAGCAAAGGAUAGAAUGCAGGUUCCAGUUUGGCCCAUAAGGCCAUUCAAAAUAUGCACAAAGGAUGAUAAGGCUCCUAUUAAAAGUAUGAAAAAUAGGGAGUUGAGAACCUCGUCGGAUAUGUUCGUUGAAGGCAGUGUCCGUCUGGAUGAAAGGUCGAGGCUGAGUUCUCCGACGCUUGAAAACGAUACCAAUACUAAUAGAAACGAAGUUAUAUCAGUUUCAAGGGAGCCUUCAUCUUGGAGAUCUAGACGAGAUUCUCGCUCUAGAUCCGUGAGCAGAGAAAGAGUGAGGUGUUCUCGUUUCCUUACUGACUAUUCGGGAUCGAGCCAACGGCGGCCAGCAUAGAUCAAAGAGACCGCAGCCAUAGGGGCAAGCGGCCGUGGAAUUCCUGGCCGUUUGUCAGAAGAUAGGGGUGAGACAACAUCCCCUGUGACGGAGAACAGUACGUUAGAGCCGGAGGAAGGAGAAAACCAAGAGUAUCUGGCCUCGUAUGCAGAUGUGAUUGAUUUGAUUCGUCAAUUCAAUAACCUUUCGGAGAAGACAGAAACACCUGCCAGUAUGCUUCCUCCGGGAAUCGUCAUGGUAUUUGGAUUAAAAAGGGAUACGAAGGUGUCGUUUGAAUUGCCUUGUUCGAGUCAUGCGGAUUCUGUCUUACAGCACGUAAACACAAAGAUUGCAGGAAGGGAUAAUUCCUUAAGAUCUAAUAGAUCAUUUAAAUUUAUUCUUCCUUCAAUGAUGAAGCAAAGGAAAUAUUAUACGACACCGAAGGUCCCUUUGCUGUCUAGACAAGUGAACCCUAAUGUUGUAAGAUUAAGGCCUGGAUUAACCUUGGAUCAGGUUAAAAUGGAGUGCCCUUCGAUGACAUACCAAGAGGCUGCUACGUUAGAAGCAACAGCUUCUUCUGUCUUUCAGACUGCUUCUUGGUUAGAUCUUUGGUCAACAGCAGUGGCGAAGAUUGCAUCCUCGGAAGUGACAAGAAAGGUAGUGGAUGAAUCAUUGUUCAUUAGAUUGCUACAAUCAGGUUCCAAAGCGAUUGCGUACCUGACAAACUUAAGUGCCAAUGUUUGGGCAAAUAUCCUGCUAAUGAGGAGAGAUGCAGCGUUGGCUAGACUAAGCCGCACUGUGGAUUUGGAUUCCCUGUUAGCGAUGAGGAAUGGGGAUAUCUUGGAGUCGCAACUGCUGUUGCCAGAGGUCAUACUGGAAGAGGCGAUAGAUAGAAGAAGGAUGGACACUAACGAUAGGUUGGUGCAGCAGGCAGUUAGGAAAACGUCUUAACAGUCAAGCUACUCCUUUGGAGGUGAGACAACAGCAAAUAUCUCAGAAGAAGACAGUGAGACAUAACAUCCCUAAUAGAGCCACAAGACCCUCUUCCCCAAAGAGGCUAACUCAUCGGCCCUUUCACAAUAGAAACAACAGAGGAAGGGGGAGUAGGGGAAGAGGGAGAGGCUCAAGAAGAUAGGAUGGGCGCCUCUCAUCACUCGGCCACACCAGUGGGGGGUUGCCUGGCAAAUCACUGGAAGGUCUGGCAGGAACUGGGGGCAGAGCAGUGGGUGGUGGAUGUUCUGAGGGUCGGGUAUUUGAUUCCGUUCGAGGUAACCCCGCCCCUGACAGAACAGCCAUUACCCCACUUCGCUUAUGCUCAGGAAUCUCAGAAGGCCAUUAUUCUGCAAGACGAAGUGAAAAAGAUGACGGAAAAAGGAGCUGUGGAACAAGUAUGCAGUCCGUCGAAAGGCUUCUACAGCAGAAUUUUCCUAGUACCCAAAGCCAAUGGGGAGUGGACAGUAAUAGACCUGUCAACUUUGAAUCUGUUUAUAAGGAAAACCAGUUUCAAAAUGGAAACUCCAAAAACGGUUCUACAAGCAGUCAGGAUCGGGGACUUUAUGCUGACAGUCAAUCUGAAGGACGCAUACUUUCAGAUACCAGUCCCUCAGUCUUCAAGGAAAUUUCUCCGCUUCAGUCUUGCAGGGAACGCUUUCGAAUUCAAGGUCCUGUGCUUCGGAUUGACAACGUCUCCUCAAGUUUUUACAAGAGUGUUCACUCUCGUGUCAACGUGGGCGCAUGCUCAGGGGAUCAGGCUAAUAAGAUAUCUGGACGAUUGGCUGGUGAUAGCGAAGUCCAGAGAGAAAUUACUCAGGGACAGGGCGACCCUCCUGCAGCUUUGUCACAGCCUAGGUAUUGUGAUAAAUCAGGAGAAGUCGCAGUUGGAUCCAAGUCAAUGUUUGGAGUAUGUGGGAAUGGUUAUAGACACAACAGAAGCCAAAGUAUUCCCGACAGACCAAAGAA
Macrobrachium nipponense is the source of this 10140-nucleotide messenger RNA. RefSeq names its product E3 ubiquitin-protein ligase RNF123-like. Gene Ontology annotation, cellular component: cytoplasm. The transcript is spliced from 25 exons. Lineage: Eukaryota; Metazoa; Arthropoda; Malacostraca; Decapoda; Palaemonidae. Gene Ontology annotation, molecular function: protein binding; ubiquitin-protein transferase activity. The record is from RefSeq and is a predicted model, not a curated record. The coding region runs from base 434 to 4381 and encodes 1315 amino acids.